This is a messenger RNA of Neolamprologus brichardi, 2284 nucleotides long. RefSeq lists its product as uncharacterized. NCBI's taxonomy places the organism in Eukaryota, Metazoa, Chordata, Actinopteri, Cichliformes, Cichlidae. The record is from RefSeq and is a predicted model, not a curated record.
GCAGACGUAACUGAAUUGUACAAAUGAGCCAAAUUGCACGAUCUGAUAUCCUCGUGUCGGUGUUGUUCCCACAUCAUCAUAAUAAAUGUUGUUCCAGGGUCCACAUUACAAGUAACCAAUCACCUUCUUGUGACGUCAUACUUUUGCGACUUCGAAAAAUACCCGCCUUAAAAAAACAAAUGUUCUUCGAGAAACCGCCUUUUGUCGUCCGAUCCAGCAAUUUCAAUUCCUCUCAAGAUACUUUUCUUUAAUAAACGAAAUGGACGAUAUAAUUAGAAGAAGUGUUCUGAAUGACGAAAAAAAAAGAACUGGAAAAGAUACACAACUUUGUGUGCAUGUGUCACAAUGCCAGGAGGACCCUCGUUAACUCAUUAACCCUUCAUGGACAUUAUAAAUGUUUAAAUGUGGCCUCAGGUAAAGACAGGAAAAGAGACUAUUACAAAUUCAACGGCAUCAGAGCUGGGGAAAAAAAGUCGAAACAGCUACAGAGCAGUGGGCUGUAAGGCCUAUGUUUCAUUUAAAGUACUCAAAUGUUGGAAAGACCACACAGUCAUCGUGCAGCGUACAUAUGAUAAGCAUGAUGGGCAUGAUCCUUCGGACCCAAAAGACGCACAUUUCAACAAUAUUUCCAGUGAUUUGAGGAGGAAGAUUGAGGAACUGCUUUCCCUUGGAACUAAGCCAGCCAUCAUACUAACCGAAUGUCAUAAAUGGGCCAAAGAACAUGGACACAGAGAUCUUCACAACAGAGAGCAUUUUGUCACACCACGUGACAUUGACAGAGUUAGAACCUGCAUGAUGAGGAAGAAGCACUUUAACUGUGGAGACAGUCAAAGUGUACAUACCUUACUUAAUGGAAAACAUCAAGAACAUGUUCUCUUCUGUCAACCAUACACAUCUGACCAAGAACUAAUGAUUGUUUUGCAGACACCUGUAAUGAAAUCAAACAUGGAGAACUAUGCAAAACAGUUAGUAUUUGUUGACACCACCCACUGUGUUAACCAGUAUUCAUUUCCCUUAUUCACACUUGUUGUAAGAGAUGAUCAUGGGCAUGGAGUCCCUGUGGCCUAUGCUAUUGUCAGCAACGAAAGUCAGAAAACCCUGGAAACUGUUCUUGGAAUAGUUUGUGAGCAUUUCCCAACUUCCCCGAGAGCAUUUAUGGUUGACAAAGACUUUGCGGAAAUAAAUGCUUUGCAGAAGGUUUUUCCAGAGUCAGCUAUCCUUCUAUGCUGGUACCAUGUCUUGCAGGCUGUUAAUCGAUGGCUUUCAAAAUCAGAGUCCGGGGUCCAUGGGCUUUCUAACACCCAAAAGAGAAAUGAAAUCAUUUCUUUCUUUUGUAAGCUGAAAGCUUGCACAUCUGUAAGUGUAAUUUGUCUAUUUCACAUUUUGAGUUCUUGAUUACACUAAGAGCAUAAUAACUUUCAGUUGCUAAAAAAAGUUACAGAGAGAUAAAAAAUAGAUUUUUGAAAUGAUUUCUAAAACUGGCUUCUUAUCUUGCUUAUCAAAACAAGUACUUAAGCUGUGCAGACCAUCAUUGUGUCACCCACUGUGCAGUAGAACUUGUGAGUGGGAUUCUUUCACAGACAGAUGCUGAAACCAAAUAUGCUUAUAGGUUUAGUGUUCCUUCUUAGCCAUUGUAAGGGAAGAAAUAAUUGCUUCUUAAUACAAAAACAUGACAUAUUAUUAAUAACUUAAAACAUGAAAAACAGGUUUGCUGACACCUUGUCUCAAGUUUCAGACUCUGCUUCAAGACUGAUGGAAAGUGGUUGGGCUCUUAAAAUUACAGUCAAGAACAGCCAUGGAGUUAAUGCAUAUCAAGUCCCAUCUGAGUCAAGAGAAGACAUAGUGUAUGAUGUCUGCCCUGUUGAGUCCUACUGUAACUGUACAUAUGGCUUACGAGGACUUCUUUGCAAGCAUCUAGUGUUACUUGCAAAAUUAGCAGAGGUUGACAAUGACAUCUAUCCAAACAUGGAAACAGACAUUUCUACCUUGGCAAGAAUUGCAGUGAAAGAAAGGCAUUACUUUGUACACUGUGAGGACUUGAAAGUGAUAAAAAUGCCAAGUUUGUUUGGAAAUCUGUUUUUUUGCAUCGGCUAAAACACUUCAGUGCACUUGUUGUACGUUCUCUCACUAUAACACAUGUGCUUGCCUGAAGGUGGCUUGUAGCCAUUUUAAACAAAUGAAAAACUCUCUGAAAAGUCCUUUAUCAACUUUGAAUGACACUCCUGUAGUUGAAAGCACAGACAAAAAAUGCACAGAAGAUGCGGUUGGAAAACUAAAUGCUGUU